Molecule: messenger RNA, 3383 nt
Organism: Neltuma alba
Lineage: Eukaryota; Viridiplantae; Streptophyta; Magnoliopsida; Fabales; Fabaceae
Exons: 8
Coding region: 108-3014 (968 amino acids)
Molecular function (GO): protein binding
Source: RefSeq, a predicted model, not a curated record
UUUCCUCCUGUGAUCUUUUCACCAAAUUCCACGUUUCGCUGCAUCGUCAUGUUUAUGUGAGAUUCAUCCGUCUUCUAUCUGCCUGCAACAGAAUUAAAAUCUCCAAAAUGGAGCGCAAGAAAACAAUGACGAUGAAUUGGAAAGGUGUUGACGACGACAAUGACGACGAGCACUUCUUCGAGAGCUUGGACGGAGCUUCGUCAUCGGACGAGGACGAGGAAUUCCAAGAAAGCCGCAUGUCAUUCUCGUCAAAUUCUCAAAGAUUCAGAAUCAUGACAAGAAAAGCGUCGACGGUACCAAUGGCAGUGGCGAUCCCUGACUUCGACUACAACAUAUGGAUGGCGGCACCAGGAUCGAUCACUGAACGGAGGAGGCGAUUGCUUUACGGAAUGGGCCUAGACGAGAACAAGGAGAGUUUGCGGCUGGCCAGCAUAGCAAUCGGCCGUGCAAUGACGAGGAAGUUCGAGAAUAAUGCUUCGCCCCGGCCUGAUUCGUCCGGUAAGCCCGAAGAGGCGACGGUUCCUGAUUCCCGUGAUGCGCCUGUUGUUAUAGCACCUAAAGCCGAUGCUGCUGAUACUACUGCUGCAGCUGCUGAAUCAAGCGAUGAGAAGAAAACAGAGCAUAAAACAGUGUUUUUGCCGCCAUCGGAUGAGCAUAAAACAGAGCAAUCCCCUGUGCCAUUCGUUCUCGUCAGGUCGCGUUCCGACGGAGACGUAGAUUGCGAUACUUAUUCCUUGCCCAAGAUGAGGAAAGAGGAACUCAUAGGUAAGGUCUCAAAGCAGCGUCUGACAAGAACGUCGUCAGAGAUCACUCUGGCUCGUCCUCGUAUGUGCCCCUACACAUACUGGAGCCCCGCCCCUGCUGCGGCGAAAGACGACGCCAGUUCAGGGGCUUCAGGGGAUCAACAAUCAAAACGCCAGCACGGCCGUAAACUAACCGCGAUCGUGUCAAACACCAGGUUUGCUUCUUUCUUCCUCAUCAAGAACCUCGACACCGGGAAAGAGUUUAUCGUCACUGGGAAGGACCCCGGCGGUGAUGGCAAUUGGAGCAGUCUAAACGACAUACAAACAGGGAAAAAACUAACGAUGGAAGAGUUCGAGAAAUCCGUAGGACACUCUCCAAUCGUCAAAGAGCUCAUGCGACGCGGGCGAGACAAAAACGAUGAGAGUAAGCCAGGUGCGAACUACUACCUGAACAAGAGCUUGAGAAUGAGUAAGAAAACUGGGGCUGCUCUGUUGAAGAACCUAAAGGGUGUGGCAAGUGGGUUCAUUGGAGAAAGAGAGAGGUCAGAGAGCAUCAAAGAAUCAGCGCCUCCUAAUUUGCCUCCUCUGCCUCCAUCUGCGGCACAACCAGCCAACACAGAUCCUAAUCAGAAACAGACUAAGAACAACGAAUGGAUUAGGGUUAGGCAGAGCGGGAAAACUCACAAAGAGCUCUCAGCGUUACAUAUGUGUCAAGAAUUUCAGGCUCACGAAGGGGGCAUUUGGACCAUAAAGUUCAGCUGGGACGGCCAUUAUCUGGCGAGUGGAGGGGAGGAUAAGGUGAUUCAUGUGUGGGAAGUGCAGGAGUGCGAGCUCAUGUCGUUGACCCCAGGGGAAGGCAAUCUUACCCCACUUCAUCCGGCGCUGCUUGCUUCGUCGGCCACCAAUGAGGGCGCGGCGGAGGAGAAGAAGGGCAAAUCUGGGAAUAAAAAGGAUGAUAAGGUCCCGGAGCACGUUCAUGUGCCCGAGACUGUGUUCUCCCUCUCGGACAAGCCCUUCUGCACUUUCCAAGGUCAUUCCGAAGACGUUUUGGACUUGUCUUGGUCCAAAUGUCAGUUACUUCUCUCGUCUUCAAUGGAUAAAACAGUGAGACUAUGGGACUUGGAAUUAAAGACGUGCUUGAAGGUGUUCACCCACAAUGACUAUGUAACGUGCGUACAGUUCAAUCCAAUAGAGGAGGAUUAUUUCAUAAGUGGGUCCCUUGAUGCUAAGAUCAGAAUAUGGAGCAUUCCUCGACGACAAGUCGUGGAUUGGGCUGACGUCCAUGAAAUGGUCACCGCCGUUUCUUACACUCCUGAUGGUCAGGCUGCUCUUGUUGGUACACAUAAUGGCACUUGUUGUAUGUACGGCACAGAAGAUUGCAAAUUAAGUCAAACAAGCACGAUUGACUUACAACAGAGAAAGAAAGCUCCGCUGAGAAAAAUCACCGGCUUUCAGUUUGCACCAAGCAAUCCAUCAGAAGUGCUUGUCACUUCCGCUGAUUCCAGGAUUAAGAUUGUAGAAGGCACAAAAGUUGUUCAUAAGUUCCAAGGUUUCCGAAAUUCAAACAGUCAAAUCGCAGCUUCAUUCAGUCCAAAUGGAAGACAUGUUAUAAGUGCAAGCGAAGAUUCUCAAGUUUAUGUGUGGAAGUAUGAUGAACCUCGACAAGGAGGCAACAAUGCGAAAGCGAGAGCAUUAGUUAUGACUCGAGCUUUUGAGAGCUUCCCUUGUAAGGAUGUUUCUGUGGCAGUGCCAUGGCCUUUCACCAUCAAGGGCGAUCCCCCUCAAGCCAAGAAGACAGGUAAGACAGGUAAUCUGCCCCCUCUUCCCAACAAGAAGGAAUCAGAUCCUUCCACCACAGAUUCACCGCCCACGUUGCCGCCCCUUCCUCCUAAGAAAAAUGCCACCGACGCUGAAACCAGCUCCAAAACUAAUGAUAAUAACGAGGAAAAUACUAGCUCCGCCGCUGACAGUGGUUCCAAUGACCAGCAAGAAGUGGAUCCCGCAGCCAUAUCGCGAACAGAGUCUUUGGCGUCAGAUUCAACAACCAGCUCGACCAGGCAUGAUGAUCCAUCUGCUAUCUCUGCGACCAAUGCAUCGUCCUCUUCCCGGUCUUCUUCGUCUCGCUCACUCGCUGAUAAUAAUCAAGCAGCGGCUUCAUCAGGUUAUCCUGUGGCAUGGGGCUUGGUCAUUGCCACCGCCAGCAUAGGAGGUGAAAUUAGGUGCUACCAGAAUUUCGGGUUGCCUAAAAGGAUCAGCAGCGGCUUCUUUUGAGUUCUCUCUACUUAAUGGCUUCUUUAUUAGUUUCAGGAAUACACAUACAAUAGUAUCUCCAAGGGAGAUUCGUUUCCAAUCGUACGUAAUCCUAUCCAUCUCCUAUCUUACGAUGGAAUUCAUCAUUUCCAGACUUAGCGUCACAGACGGAAGUCCAGCCUCAGUGCCAUGAAAUGUCAGUCACUCACAUCCUGGUGUCAAGGUAAUCUCAUCAGUUUUGUCAUCAUGAUACACAUCUCUAUACAUAUUAUGGUUAUGUACUCUAGCUAGUAUAUAUUUACAUAUAUAAGCCUAUGCUUGGGCGCGAGAAAAUGUCCAACAAGGAAGGGUUCGCAAAGGGUUGACUUGUUAGUAUAGACAAGGUAGAAA